Sphaerodactylus townsendi is the source of this 5979-nucleotide messenger RNA. RefSeq names its product neuroligin 4 X-linked (gene NLGN4X). Gene Ontology annotation, biological process: postsynaptic membrane assembly; synaptic vesicle endocytosis; presynaptic membrane assembly. Gene Ontology annotation, molecular function: signaling receptor activity; neurexin family protein binding. The transcript is spliced from 7 exons. Lineage: Eukaryota; Metazoa; Chordata; Lepidosauria; Squamata; Sphaerodactylidae. The record is from RefSeq and is a predicted model, not a curated record. Gene Ontology annotation, cellular component: postsynaptic specialization membrane; cell surface; synapse. The coding region runs from base 775 to 3279 and encodes 834 amino acids.
UCGCUUUUUCUUGCCGAUCAGUCUCCUCUCCCUGUUGCUGUCUCCCUGCAUAGGCAAUCAGAGCUCUUACUCACAGACCCAACUCUCCUUCUUGCACUGAUUGUAAUGAAUUUUCCUCUUGAAUGUAGGUCAUUUACAACAGAAAGCAUCGGGUUCUUUCCAACCUAGCGCGGCUGCCGGGUUUUGUUCCUUGUUUGUUCGCUUUCCCUCCUUCUUUGGAGGGCUGUUGCAUUCCUUUGGACAAGAAAAAUCGUGUUGGAUUUCACAAAAAAAAAAAGGGGGGGGGGGCUGGACUCGGGCAAACCGUGCGCUGUGAUAUUCUGCUACAAUUCGACUGGAAGAAACGGCUGAAAAGGGAUCACUGAACAGCUGCCUUGAUUCUUCCUCAACAAAGGUAGGUACAUACAAAGGUUGAUCCAUCAUGCCGGAAUUAACUGAAGGACAUCACCAUGCCACUGUAGCAGAGUGAAUUCCAAGGAUCUCGCCAAUUCUGGUUCUUGGACAGUGUCCCCAGUAUUAAACCAGGAACAGAGUCAAGGGAUGGGCUUUAGUAGCAAGAACUCUUCUGCAUUUUGUAUCACUGGGAUCUUUCCAUGGUCAGGCUACUGAGACACAUCUCACACUCUGACAUUUUCUCUGCCUGAGCAAUAUUACUUUUUUAUCUAUUUUGCUUGGUCAGCUAUUUCUCUUCUGUGUUUUUUUUGUCUUGUCUUGGCUACACUGAUUUUCUGUCUGGGUGCAGAAGCCAGAAGCCUGCUAAUGUUGAUGUAAAUCAUGUCAAGGCCAAUGGGACUCUUAUGGCUGCCUUUGAUCUUUACUCCAGUUUGUGUCAUGUUGAAUUCUAAUUUCCUCCUCUGGAUAACUGCUCUAGCAAUACGGUUUACACUUAUUGAUGGACAAGCACAAUACCCAGUUGUAACCACGAAUUAUGGCAAAAUACGUGGUGUAAGAACACCCCUGCCCAAUGAAAUUCUUGGCCCUGUGGAGCAAUACUUGGGAGUCCCUUAUGCUUCUCCUCCAACUGGAGAGAGAAGAUUCCAGCCCCCAGAACCUCCCUCGUCCUGGACCGGAGUGCGGAAUGCUACACAAUUUGCUCCUGUUUGCCCACAGUACUUGGAUGAGAGGUCCCUGCUCAAUGAUAUGCUGCCUGUUUGGUUUACUGCUAACUUGGAUACUGUAGUGACAUAUGUUCAAGAUCAAAAUGAAGACUGCCUGUAUCUGAACAUCUAUGUGCCAACUGAAGAUGGAGCCAACACAAAGAAAAGCGCAGAUGAUAUAACCAGUAAUGAUCGUGGGGAAGAUGAAGAUAUACAUGAUCAGAACAACAAGAAGCCAGUGAUGGUCUACAUCCACGGGGGAUCUUACAUGGAAGGAACAGGGAACAUGGUUGAUGGCAGCAUCCUUGCAAGUUAUGGAAAUGUCAUUGUUAUAACCAUCAACUACAGGCUAGGAGUUCUAGGUUUUCUAAGCACUGGAGAUCAAGCUGCAAAAGGCAAUUAUGGAUUGCUUGACCAAAUCCAAGCUUUACGAUGGAUUGAAGAAAAUAUUGGAUCUUUUGGAGGCGACCCAAAAAGAGUUACUAUUUUUGGAUCAGGGGCUGGUGCAUCAUGUGUUAGUCUGCUGACACUGUCUCACUAUUCAGAAGGUUUGUUUCAAAAGGCAAUAAUACAGAGUGGAACUGCUCUGUCCAGCUGGGCUGUGAACUAUCAACCUGCCAAAUACACUGCCAUUUUGGCAGAAAAAGUGGGCUGCAACAUGUUGGAUACUACAGACUUAGUUGAAUGCUUUCGGAACAAGAAUUACAAAGAACUAAUUCAACAGACUAUCACCCCAGCCACGUACCACAUUGCUUUUGGCCCUGUGAUUGAUGGGGAUGUUAUUCCAGAUGACCCUCAGAUUCUGAUGGAGCAGGGAGAAUUUCUCAACUAUGACAUAAUGCUAGGUGUAAACCAAGGGGAAGGCUUAAAAUUUGUGGAUGGCAUUGUGGAUAAUGAUGAUGGCGUCUCUCCAAAUGAUUUUGAUUUUUCAGUCUCCAAUUUCGUGGAUAAUCUGUAUGGUUAUCCAGAAGGAAAAGAUACACUACGAGAGACCAUUAAGUUUAUGUACACAGACUGGGCAGAUAAGGAGAAUCCUGAAACACGCAGAAAGACUCUGGUAGCGCUGUUUACUGACCAUCAGUGGGUUGCACCAGCUGUUGCCACAGCAGAUCUUCAUGCACAGUAUGGUUCUCCAACAUAUUUCUACGCAUUCUAUCAUCAUUGCCAGAGUGAAAUGAAGCCCAACUGGGCUGAUUCAGCACAUGGGGAUGAAGUACCAUAUGUGUUUGGCAUCCCUAUGAUUGGUCCCACUGAAUUGUUUAACUGCAACUUCUCAAAGAACGAUGUCAUGCUCAGUGCAGUUGUUAUGACAUAUUGGACAAACUUCGCUAAAACAGGAGAUCCAAACCAGCCAGUUCCCCAGGAUACAAAGUUUAUCCAUACAAAACCCAAUCGUUUUGAAGAAGUGGCUUGGUCUAAAUAUAAUCCAAAAGAUCAGCUUUAUUUACACAUCGGCUUGAAACCCAGGGUCCGGGAUCAUUAUCGAGCAACAAAAGUUGCUUUCUGGCUAGAACUUGUACCACAUUUGCACAAUCUGAAUGAAAUAUUUCAGUAUGUCUCCACAACAACUAAGGUGCCACCUCCGGAUAUGACAUCAUUUCCAUAUGUCACCAGGCGGUCUCCUGGCAAAUUCGCCACAAAGCGUCCAUUAAUGACACCAAGCAACAAUCCAAAACAUUCAAAGGAUACACAGAAAACGUCUUCGGAGGAUACAAGUGUCCUGAUAGAAAACAAGAGAGAUUAUUCCACGGAGCUGAGUGUCACAAUUGCAGUAGGGGCAUCCUUGCUGUUCCUCAAUAUUUUGGCAUUUGCAGCAUUAUAUUACAAGAAAGACAAGCGGCGCCAUGAGACACACAGGCGUCCUAGCCCUCAACGAAACACAACCAAUGAUAUCGCCCAUAUACAAAAUGAAGAGAUUAUGUCACUGCAGAUGAAACAACUGGAGCAUGACCAUGAGUGUGAGUCUCUACAGGCACAUGACACCCUGAGACUCACCUGCCCUCCUGAUUAUACUCUCACUCUUAGAAGAUCACCAGAUGACAUUCCACUCAUGACACCCAAUACCAUUACCAUGAUUCCAAAUACAUUAACAGGAAUGCAGCCUUUGCAUACUUUCAACACUUUCAGUGGAGGACAAAAUAGUACUAAUUUGCCCCAUGGACAUUCCACCACUAGGGUAUAGCUCUGUGAUUUGCCCCAUUCCAAACCACCUGGAAGAUUAAAAAUAAGAAAAAGGAAAAAAAAUCAUGUUCUCCAUCACACAACUUGUCAAAAAGGGGGGAAAAAGGUGAAACAGAAAGGCAGACAAUUUUCUUACUGAUCCUUUCCAUAGGAAUUCUGAUGUUAUAAAAGAUCAGCUUCAAACCCUGUGAAAUGUGAAAUAUGUACAUUACUAUUAGGAUACUGCUUUAAUAUCUGAACCACUUCAAUUGAAAGUUAAGAGUUGAGGCCCGAAGAAAUCACUUAGGAAGGAUAUAUAUUGAGUGUAACAAUCAGAAGCAGACACUUCUGGAACACAGAGCCAGUGACUGUACAGUUUUUUUUAAUAAAUAAAAUUUUUAAAAAAAUGUUCUAUAUGUGCCAUACCGUGAAUGGCCCUUGUUAUACAAAAAGACACCACCAUGGGAUUUUACCCAUUAUAUGAAGCUGUAAUCCAGAAUGGGGGAAAUAAGAUUUUAUUAUUAAACAAAAUAGGACUGACUAUGCAGUAAACAGGUAUAGUUCUGAGCAAAGAGAUGACUUGCCAGCCUGAACUAUAUUUAAGAAACUUUGUAAAAAAUGUACAUAGCUGUGAGUUUAAAAAAAGAAGCUUUUAUCGAUGUUUUCAGUUUGAAAAGAGCUUUUAGAAAGACCGUGCUUUCAGUUGUGAUCUAUGUGGAUAAGCAUUAAUCAUACCACCUAUGUUUCCUCCCAGACCAAAUGGAGGAUUUUCUUCUUAAUUACUAGUGGUAAACAAAAACAUGGGGCUUUUUUCUUAAUGUUUCAUUUUGAGGAGGACAUGGUGUCGUACAGAGAUUACAGAUGAUCAUAUGGCCUGACAGAUUUUCUUUUACAGGUUACACAGGUGCAUGUUGAGGAAUUCGUAGAUUGGAAACAGUUGGGUUUUCUAAAAAAAAACCACUUUUUUUUCUCUUUUCUUUCCUAUUUUGUGUGCGUUAGCUUUCAUGAUAUUGCGACACAGAGACAGAUUGGAAGGAUUACAAAAAGCUUGGUAAAUUGAGCAAAGAGGCCAGUUUUGUAGUUCUUAAAAAAUAUGUCGCUUCCCAAUUGGGAGCCUGCCAUUUUUGGUUAGGCUUUUUUUCUGAGGGGGGAAAAAGUUCAUUCGUCCUUCACCAGCUUGUUGUAGAAGAAAAAAAACUGAGUUAAGCAAUUGCUUAGCAAUGUUGAAAAGGGAAAACACUUAACUUGAAUAAUGGGCAGCAAGAGUCCUUGUUUGGUUUUGAUUAAUAAAGUAGAUGGAAAAAUCUGGAUGUAUCAAUCUCUUAAAAGCUUCUUAUCCUGCAAUAGAUUUUAAGGAAAUGCACUAUUUUUGCUGGUUAACCUUGCCGCAUCAUAGAAAUGGAUGGAUGCUGUGGAAAGCUAGAAAGAAAUCAUAUCAACCAUACCAUAGGUGAGUUGCCUUGGAAAAGCUGGAUAAGUUUACUGUUCUAUGAUUAAAACUUUUCAAAUAUUCCUCAACUGACUCCCUUUAACAGGGGAAUUUAGUUUAAAAAAUGCAGCUGCCCCAGCAAGAUAUCUGGCACUUCUGUGCGAAGUUAGUUUGGGUUUUUUUUUAAAAAAAAUCCUUUGUAGGGAAGUUUGAAUCAAGUUCUGAAAAAUGGUUUAUACUUUGUCUUUAGAAACUAAGUUAAAGAUGGUAACCAAAGAUAUUUGACCAGAGUUGCUCUGCACACAAUCAUCUCUUCCCCAACCUGUACACUAGAUUAUAAUUUCCUUUAAUUCUAAAUGGUACUGCACUGCUGUAUUAUCAUUCCCAGGUAUUCCUAUCUGACACAAGAUGCCUUCUGUCUUUAUCAUAGAUAGUGUAUGAUUUUCUGACUCACUAUCUCCCUGGCUGUGCAAUGUGUACAUUUCUAUGCUGUUUCUGGCAGAACAAUCCAGUCCUGGGAGUAUCAACCAAGAAUGCUGGUGACAUACUAAAAUUACUAACAUGACCAACACAGUAGUUUUAACUUGUCAGAAACUGACUUGAAUAUCCUUUCAUUUUGCUUCUUGGUGAAAUUUUAAAUGAGCCAGUAACUCCACUUUUCACCCAAUAAUACACAGAAAAGGAUCAACUUCCCGUAUCUUUACUGUAAUGUUAAUUAAAGCUGAAUCUUUUCCAUGCAUCUUCACAAUCAGUAUAUUGCCUCCACUAGGACACAGCAGUUCUGUCAUGACAUGGGAUUAAAGAGAGAGAGAAAUGAUGGCAUCUUAGUCAGUUGGGUAUGUUUGUUAUGUGAACUAAGGUAUUCGUUUAGUACUUCCAGUUGUCUUCUGCUAGCAAUAUGUACAGUACUGUGUCAGGCUUGUGGCAUUUGGGUAAAGCUGUUUCUGUAAGUGAAUGAUUUUAGCUUUUAAAAACAAUGACAAGGAUGUCAAUUUAAUAAUUUAAUACGUCUGAACAGAUGUAUGAUUUAUAAACAGAAAUGUUUAGGCUCUUCAUAGGUUUCUACAAUAAUAACAACAAAGUAUACUUUAAAAAAAGGAAAAAAAUGUUCCCAGGCUUUUCUUCUUGACCUUAAGAGGCACGCAGGGUUUAUUUUUUGUUUUUGUUUCUGCAUUUUUUCUUUUCUUUUUUUAGUUUUGCCUUAAGUAAGGAUAGAAGAUAUAUAUGGCUGGACACAUAUGUAUAAACUUUUCAGCAGCAUUUUUAAUAAUAAAAUAUCACAGUAUUUUCUAA